AAAAAGCCGACGUUCGCCACCGUAGCUGCCGGACUACGUCCGAGGGGUAAAAAGAGGAAGACGAGGCGGUAGAAGAAAAGGAGAGGGGCGUCUUCGGGGUUUGGCGAUAGUGAUGAUGCCAGUACCUCGCGGGCUAGUUGGAGUCGAGGGCGACGACGGAAUCGAGAAGUGAGAGAGGACGAGCUGUGUGCCAGCCCUGGCCCCGGCCGAUCGCGUAGUGUCUAGUGUGACGAGAUGACGGGUGACGCGGAUGAGACCCGCGCUCGUUGUGGGCCUCCUCCUGGGCCUCCUAGCCGUUACCUUCCGAGGAGUGCAAUGCGAAGACGAGCCAGAACAGGUACCAUCCGAGGACCUAUGUCGACCGUAUAUCGAGAAGGCGCUCAAGGAUCUCGGCACAGGAUCUUUGGACCAGACCAGUGCAGAGGUCGGAAUCGAGAUCGACCAAGAGAAAGAUGAGGAAGCAUUACCUGCGAGCGAGGAAACUGGUGAGGCAGCAGACGAUGUUUCGAAAGAAGAGGAUAAGGCUGAAGAGGAAUCGGUAGAUGAAAAUAUAGAAACAGCUUCUGACGAAAGCAAGGAAGAAACCGAAGAGCAGGCCGACGUUAGCGAAGAAAGGAUAGAAAAAGAAAAAGAAGAAGAUGAACAAAGUGAAGAAGUCGUGACUGAUGAAAGUGCUGAAGCUCAAGAAGAAGAAGCAAAAGAAUCAGAGGGAGCGUCCGCUGAGGUAACUGAAAGCGAUGAAGAACAAAUCGACUCUUCCGAAAAAGUGACUGAAAGUGAAGAAAUGAAAAUCGAAGAAGAAAAGCUUGACGAAGAAAAAUCCGACGAAGAAACAAAAGAAGACGAAAAAUCUGAAGAGGAAAAAAUAGAUGACGAAGCAAAAUCCGAAGAAGAAAAAGAUGAAAUCGAAGAAUCGAAAGCUGAAGACGAAGAGCAAGAGACGUCCAGAGAAGCCACUGAAGAAGUAGAAGACGAAUCUAAAGAGGAAGCGGAGGCUCAGGAAGCUGGUGUUGAAGAAGACUCUGAUAAAGAGGAAGAAACUGAUAGUAAAACUGAAGAGGACAUCGAAUCGAUCGAAGAUCAGGCAAGUAGUAGUGAAGAUGAGAAAGAUGAUACUAAAGAAGAAACGCAGGAUGAGAGCGCUGAAGCUGAGGAUGAAGAAAAAGAAAAGGAAAGCGCAGAAGAUGUCGGGGCGACAGAUUCCGAAGAUGUAGAGGAAGAAACAAAAUCGGAAGAAGAGGAAGAAGCAGAAACAAAGUUUACUGAAGGGGAAGAAGAAAAAUCAGCUGAAGAAGACACGAAAUCUGAGGAGAAAGAAGAAGAAAUGAAAUCUGCGGAGAAGGAUGAAGAAGAAACAAAAUCUGCGGAAGAAGAAACGAAAUCCGAGGAAAUCGAAACAAAAUGUGAGGAAAGUGACGCGGAAUGUAAGGACGAAGCAAAAUCUGCGGAAGAGGAGGGAAAAUCAGAAGAAGAGGAUAUAAAAUCGCGUGGCAGACGAGAAGCUGGUAAAGAAGAUACUGAAACAGACGAUAAAUCAGAAGAAGCUGUCAGCGAGGAAGAACAGGAACCUACUCCAGAAGAGGAUUUGAUUCAAGAAAUCAAAAUCCCGGAGAAUCUUCGACCCAGGGAUCACAUUAAUCAAUUGCUAAAAUUGGAUGAAGAAAAUGAGAAAAAGGAACGAGCUAUACAAAAAGAGGCUGACAUUAUUCUUAGGGAUUUGAAAAGACUUUACGAUAACGCUAUAAAGCCGUUAGAAACUAUGUACAAGUAUAGAGACUUGAGUAACAGGCAUUUCGGAGAUCCCGAAAUAUUUUCCAAGCCACUAGUGCUUUUUAUGGGACCGUGGAGCGGCGGAAAAUCGUCCAUCAUUAAUUAUCUUCUCGACAUCGAAUACAAACCAAUGUCAUUGAGGACAGGUGGUUUGAGAGAGUGCUUAGAAGAGCAUUGCAAAUCGCCAAAUGGAAAAAAUGACACAGGAGCCGAGCCGUCACCAGCGUACUUCAACAUAAUAAUGCAUGGUGAGGAGGAGGAGGUUCUCGAUGGCACUCAAUUGGCCGCCGACUGGACUUUUUCGGGACUGCAGAAGUUUGGACAGGGCUUGUUGGAUCGUCUUAGGGGCCUGCGACUUGAUAACAAGUUACUGGAAAAGGUGAACAUCGUCGAGAUUCCAGGUAUUUUAGAGAUUCGAAAACAAGUUCAACGCUUAUUUCCCUUUAACGAUGCGUGUCAAUGGUUCAUCGAUCGGGCGGACAUAAUAUUUUUGGUUUACGAUCCCGCCAAAUUGGAUGUCGGACCCGAAACUGAGGCUAUUCUUGACCAGUUAAAAGGAGAAUAUCAGACUCGCAUUAUCCUCAACAAAGCCGACCAGGUGAAACCCGAGGAACUCAUGAGGGUGCAAGGUGCCCUAAUCUGGAAUAUAUCGCCGCUUAUGUCGAGCGCAGAACCACCAAUAAUGUACUCCACGUCAUUAUGGUCGUUACCCUACGAGGCUGGUGCACCUACUAGAUUGUUGUACGCGCAAGAACGCGCAUUCCUUCGCGAUCUACGUUCCGCAAUAAACAAGAGAGUCGAACACAAGAUAGCGAGUGCCAGAAGAUUCGCCGUACGAGUGCGCAAUCAUGCUAAAAUGGUGGAUUGCUACUUGACAACGUAUUACAAUCACAAGACGUUCUUCGCCAACAAGCGAGAGAUCAGCGACAAGAUUAUUGAGAAUCCACAGGAUUAUCAUAUCUACGAGGGCCUUAGUACUCUGACUAAUAUAUCACGCUACGACCUACCGGAUCCGGAUGUUUAUCGCGACUUCUUUCGGCUAAAUCCGCUCUACGAUUUCCCGCUGCUCAGCUCUACGUGCACGUACUUCCGCGGCUGUCCGAUUAACAGGCUCGAUGUGGCCAUUGCUUACGAUCUACCCGAGCUAGUGGGCAACUAUAAGAAAGCAGCAGAGGCGGUAUUACACGAGAGUGAAGGCAACAGCCCACCGAGUUGAGUGCGUGUCCGCGUUCCGGAACGGAGCUCUCGAUACCCAUGUAAAAUACGGACUGGCGACAAAAGCGGCGACGGUUACCUCUGAAGAGAAAGAAGAAAGGCUUAGCUUGUAACUGAAAUGCCUUGGCACUUUAAAGAAUGAGCUGAAGGACAUAGUCUGAUAUUUGAGAUAGUACCAAGGAUUUUCUUCCUGAAAUACAGGCAGCUAGAUCGCAGCGAAUGAUCUACGCGAAUUGUAUUCGAGAUGCUCCGAUAACGAAGUCCGAUAAGGAAGUCGGCUUACAAAGAAGCUGACAGUCGCGAAAACAAUAGGAGCGAAAGGACAGGAGGUAUCAAAGUAUAAAAAAAAUUGGAGUAUCAUCGUUUGAGCGGGCGAGUAACGCCAUGUAUUUUUAGAUCCGAAUAGUUUAGCCUCGUCCCUCAUGACAGAGUGUGCAAAAUGUGAGCACAAUGGAGUGUGAUAUCAGUGGUCGGGACACUUCCUCGGUUGCAGAAGAAGAACAAGUGUAUUACUUGUGUCUGGUAAAACAAUGCGAGUGCUACCAUUCCGAUCCAAAAGCGAACAAUGAGAGUUUCCUUUGAAUUUAUGUGUUCAGAUAUUGGUUCCUCUCAAUGAAAAUCUGAGGCUUCGGUGCGACAGUCGCUUACCUCACUUUUCUAGGCACUCGACAAAAAAAUUAAUCAAAAUUUAAGAAAGAAGAUUAGAAUUUAGUUUCAAGAUUUGAAAUAAAUUUUUAGUUUAGGAACUCUAAUAUUAAAAUUUAGGAUUAACUCUUACACUUUUCUCUACUUUUAACAGAAAA
This is a messenger RNA of Pogonomyrmex barbatus (red harvester ant), 3788 nucleotides long. RefSeq lists its product as uncharacterized. The record is from RefSeq and is a predicted model, not a curated record. Lineage: Eukaryota; Metazoa; Arthropoda; Insecta; Hymenoptera; Formicidae. Gene Ontology annotation, molecular function: GTP binding.